Molecule: messenger RNA, 741 nt
Organism: Penicillium oxalicum
Lineage: Eukaryota; Fungi; Ascomycota; Eurotiomycetes; Eurotiales; Aspergillaceae
Product: 60S ribosomal uL1 domain-containing protein
Exons: 3
Coding region: 1-741 (246 amino acids)
Biological process (GO): translation
Cellular component (GO): large ribosomal subunit
Molecular function (GO): RNA binding; structural constituent of ribosome
Source: RefSeq, a predicted model, not a curated record
AUGUCGAAGAUCACAGUCGCCGGAGUGCGCCAGAAUGUCGAUGAGCUGCUCAACUACUCUCUCAAUGAGAAGAAGCGUAACUUCCUUGAGACCGUUGAGCUCCAGAUCGGUCUGAAGAACUAUGACCCCCAGCGUGACAAGCGUUUCUCUGGCACCAUCAAGCUGCCUUCCGUCCCCCGCCCCGGCAUGUCCAUCUGCAUUAUCGGUGACCAGCACGAUCUCGACCGUGCCAAGCACCACGGCAUUGAUGCCAUGUCCACCGACGACUUGAAGAAGCUGAACAAGAACAAGAAGCUCAUCAAGAAGCUUGCUCGCAAGUACGAUGCCUUCCUUGCUUCCGAGGCUCUGAUCAAGCAGAUUCCCCGUCUCCUUGGUCCCGGUCUGUCCAAGGGUAAGUUCUCGUUCCGCAUGGUGGUUUCGGAAACCCCAGAAUCGUUCGGCAAUAUUGUAUCGAUACUAAUUCUCUUCAACUCUACAGCCGGCAAGUUCCCCACCCCCAUCUCUCACGCUGAUGACAUGGCCGUCAAGGUCACCGACGUCAAGUCCACCAUCAAGUUCCAGCUGAAGAAGGUUCUCUGCCUCGGUGUCGCUGUCGGCAACGUCGGCAUGACCCAGGAGGAGCUCGUCGCCAACCUGAUGCUCGCCAUCAACUACCUCGUCUCCCUCCUCAAGAAGGGCUGGCAGAACGUUGGCAGCCUUGUCGUCAAGGCUACCAUGUCCCCCCCCAAGCGCCUCUACUAG